This is a messenger RNA of Meriones unguiculatus (Mongolian gerbil), 3420 nucleotides long. It is a transcript of the gene Bmp6, whose product is annotated as bone morphogenetic protein 6. Gene Ontology annotation, molecular function: cytokine activity; growth factor activity. The transcript is spliced from 7 exons. Bases 823 to 2382 code for a protein of 519 amino acids. The record is from RefSeq and is a predicted model, not a curated record. Lineage: Eukaryota; Metazoa; Chordata; Mammalia; Rodentia; Muridae. Gene Ontology annotation, biological process: SMAD protein signal transduction. Gene Ontology annotation, cellular component: extracellular region.
GUACCUGAGCGAGACGCGCAGCAGAAAGCCCACGUUGGCGGCGGCCGGGAGCGCAGCGCGCAGAGGCGGGAGACUGCGAAUUCCCGAGCCGACGCCGCAGCCUCCGCUCCGCGCUCGGCUCCUCUCCUCUCCCAUCGCCUCGGAGAGCGGGAUCCUCCGGGUACCCUAGGAGACGGCCGAGCGGGGAAAGCUCGAUCCCGGCCGCCUCCAUUCGGAGAGGCGCGCGGAGAUUCCGAGGGGGAGCGACGGUGCCCGAGGGCGGAGGGGCGCUGAGUUUCGGGCCAGAGAGAAGUUGAAGCCGGGAGGAGGAGGAGAAGGAGGAGAUCGGCUGCUCAGGACGCGGGGUCGCCACAGCCCGGGACCCUCCGCGGAGCAGACUUCACGACCGUCCUCCAAGCCAGGAGGGGCGUGCGCAGGGAUGGUGGCCGGCAUCGCCCCCAUCUCCUGAACUGUCGCCAGCGUCCUGCGAGGGCACAGGGCAGUGCACGCGUGCAGACGGCGAGUGACCGCGCCGUGACCCGCUCGGGGGCGCCAGCUGCAGCGCGGUCCUGCCGAUUAGGGACACACCUGGCUCAAGCCGCGCGCGCGCGCCCGCCCCCGGAGACCUGCCGCCGCCCCGCCGCCGCCUCUCCUCCGCCCGGGCUCGUGCUGGUGGUGGUGGUGGUGGGGGCGCCACGGAUGACCAUGAGAGAUAAGGACUGAGCGCCAGGAACGGGAAAGAGAGGCCGCCGAGAGGUGGCGGGGGCCGCCCGCUCCGAGGGCCACAGCUCCGCCGCUCGACGCCUCCCGGGGCCCGCGGGGGGCCCUCCGGGCCGGGCGGGGAUGCCCGGGCUGGGGCGGAGGGCGCAGUGGCUGUGCUGGUGGUGGGGGUUGCUGUGCAGCUGCGGCCCCCCGCCGCUCCGGCCGCCCCUGUCGCUAGCCUCGGCGGCCGCCUCCGCCGCCGCCGGGGGGCAGCUGCUGGGAACCGGCGGGAGCCCGGGGCGCCCCGAGCAGCCGCCAGCGCCGCCGCAGUCGUCUCCCUCGGGCUUCCUGUACCGGCGCCUCAAGACUCACGAGAAGCGGGAGAUGCAGAAGGAGAUCCUGUCGGUGCUGGGGCUCCCGCACAGGCCGCGGCCCCUGCACGGCCUCCCGCAGCCGCAGCCUCCCGCGCUCCCGCAGCAGCAGCAGCAGCAGCAGCAGCAGCAGCAGCAGGCGGCCCGCGAGGAGCCCCCUCCGGGGCGCUUGAAGUCCGCUCCGCUCUUCAUGCUGGAUCUCUACAACGCCCUGUCCGCCGCCGCCGAAGACGACGAGGACGGAGCGGCCGGGGGGGACCCGCGGGGGCCCGGGCCCCACGGAGGGGCCAGCCCGUCCCGCUUCGGACAGCCGGCUCCCGGCGCCGCGCACUCCCUGAACCGCAAGGGCCUCCUGGCCCCGGGAGCCGGCGGCGGCGCGUCCCCGCUGACCAGCGCGCAGGACAGCGCUUUCCUCAACGACGCCGACAUGGUCAUGAGCUUUGUGAACCUGGUGGAGUACGACAAGGAGUUCUCCCCUCGCCAGCAGCACCACAAAGAGUUCAAGUUCAACCUAUCCCAGAUCCCCGAGGGUGAGGCGGUGACGGCUGCAGAGUUCCGCGUCUACAAGGACUGUGUUGUGGGGAGCUUUAAAAACCAAACUUUUCUUAUCAGCGUUUAUCAAGUCUUACAGGAGCAUCCGCACAGAGACUCUGACCUAUUUCUGUUGGACACCCGUGUCGUGUGGGCAUCGGAGGAAGGCUGGCUGGAAUUUGACAUCACAGCCACCAGCAAUCUGUGGGUAGUGACACCGCAGCACAACAUGGGACUCCAGCUGAGUGUGGUGACGCGGGACGGGCUUCACGUCAACCCCCGCGCGGCGGGCCUGGUGGGCAGAGACGGUCCUUACGACAAGCAGCCCUUCAUGGUGGCCUUCUUCAAGGUGAGCGAGGUCCACGUGCGUACCACCAGGUCAGCCUCCGGUCGGCGCCGGCAGCAGAGCCGCAACCGCUCCACCCCGUCGCAGGAUGUGUCCCGGGGCUCCAGUGCUUCAGACUACAACAGCAGUGAAUUAAAAACAGCCUGCAAAAAGCAUGAGCUUUACGUGAGCUUCCAGGACCUGGGAUGGCAGGACUGGAUCAUCGCGCCCAAAGGCUACGCUGCCAACUACUGUGACGGGGAGUGCUCCUUCCCGCUCAAUGCGCACAUGAACGCCACCAACCACGCCAUCGUGCAGACCCUGGUUCACCUCAUGAAUCCCGAGUACGUCCCCAAGCCGUGCUGUGCACCAACUAAGCUGAAUGCCAUCUCGGUUCUGUACUUUGACGAUAACUCCAACGUCAUCUUGAAGAAAUACAGGAACAUGGUUGUGAGAGCGUGUGGAUGCCAUUAAGUUGGAGCUAGCUGCAGGGGUGAUUUUGCCCUGGAUUCCUAACUACAUCUGCCUUAAAACCCACGAACAAGCACAGUGCCGCAGGGCGAGGACACUCCGGAAGCGUCUCCCGCUGGUGCCUUAGCCCAACGAGGAUUUUCUUUGCCGAUGACUUCCCCAGUUCACACCUGAGCAGUUGCUGGUCUGUAAGAAGCUGCGAUGCUUGCAGUACAGGCCGGAGAAAUGCAGACACAAUGCUCACCUCCCCCAGUCCCACCCAGAUUAGCUUUAGCUUUAGGAUCUAGCUGUUUGAGGUGUAAGCGGAGAAUAAGCUUGAAGGAAUAUUAAAUAUCCCCGGUCGAAAGACCAGAUGGCUCCGUAGCAGCUUCGCAGGGAGAUGCUGCAGGUGACAGCUGGAGGGCGGGGAAAGCUCUGUCAGAUUCCAUCCCCAGCAAGGCCAGCUCACACAGGACCUGCAGCCUGGCCAUCAGCAGGCUUGAGGAGGUGCCUUUUGCGUGCUGCUGCAGUUCCAUGUUUUGUGUUGAUGCUUGGUGGUAUGAAAAUGUACUGUAUUUGGUCCAAACAAACUGUAGCAUCUCCACACCCUCCUCCUCCCGUAAUAGCUGAAUUCUCAACUAGAACCCAAAGCAGAUGGACUGUACUUUGUGGCGGGGCCGUGGGGCACCUGCAGCAGCCUUCCUUUAAACCAUGCACCAGCACAGCGCGAUCCUGCAUCCUUAGGCAGACUGGCUCCACAGGCACGCUAGCAUCAGGAGCACUGGCUCCAGCACUGCGGCUGGCUCCUAUCGCUGCUCUCUGCUUUCCACACAGUAGCAUUCCAUGGCUCAGGGCUACAGCAGAAACCCACAGAGGAGACCCUGCCCCUUAGGAAUGGGUUUGUCGAGGUGAGCGCCCUGUUUGUGAACCAAAACUUCCUCUUGUAGAAAGUUAAGACUCAGAUUAAAUCUUAGGAUAUUUUUUAAAUGUCUUUUUCACAAUCAUGUACUGGGAAGCCAAUUUCAUACUAAACUGAUUAAAUAAUACAUUUACAAUCUGUAA